Messenger RNA from Hordeum vulgare subsp. vulgare (domesticated barley), 962 nucleotides. RefSeq lists its product as uncharacterized. Gene Ontology annotation, biological process: negative regulation of cell population proliferation. NCBI's taxonomy places the organism in Eukaryota, Viridiplantae, Streptophyta, Magnoliopsida, Poales, Poaceae. The coding region runs from base 1 to 726 and encodes 241 amino acids. The record is from RefSeq and is a predicted model, not a curated record. The transcript has 2 exons.
AUGCCUGAUGAAGGACUCAACGCUGCUCCCCAUGGGGGGCAUGACUAUGGCUCGCUCGUCGGCGGCCACAAGAACUUGAAGGAUCUCAGCGUUGAUCGAGACAUCGUCCUCCAGGACGUUCGCUUCAUGUCAAUGUUCAUGCCCUGGUCCGACACGACCUACGAUGGUAAUCUAGGCAUCAGAUUGGCCAAGAGCGGCCCCAUUCCCACUCCCUCGCUCUCUGCUCUGCAGCCACCGCAUGAACCAUUCAUUCACUCGCUCGCUCGCUCGCUCCAUUUCUUCUUCCCUCGCUCUGCUCAUUCCACGCGCACUGUCCAUCCAUCCAUCUCCGCCUCCACCGACCGGCCUGCAUUUGCUUGCGUCUCCGGCGGCGGCGGCGGCGGCGGGUUGCGGAAGGGAAGGGCGCGCAUGGAGGGGGACGACAAGUGGAAGCUGUCCAAGAAGGGGCGGAGCAGAUCGGGCAGGAACUACUACUACGGCGACGCGUCCGGGGCCAGCACCAGCAGGGGCCUCAGCCGGAGCUACUCGGCCAGCGUCACCGCCACCCGGCCCCGGGACGGCGCCAGCGGAAGCGGGAGCUCCUCGUCAGAGCAGCAGCAGAAGGAGGAGGCCGAGUCCCGGUGGCGGCUGUCCAAGAAGUGCGUGGAGGCGGUCAAGGAGCACCGCGCCCGCUUCUACAUCGUACGCCGCUGCGUCUCCAUGCUCGUCUGCUGGCGCGACGACUAGCUCCGGCGCCGCCACAUUUCUUUCCGUCGUUUGCUUCUUUCCGCUGCUGUAGUAGCUACGAGCUACGACGCUACGUACAUUUCUUUCCCGGCCUAGCCGAGAGCCCUCGAGGCCUCGAUCCAUCUCAGCCUACAUAAUCUUCUUAGCUUCUUCUUGCCCCCCGUGACCGUUUCCGUCUGUAUUUUAUUGAAAUAAGCAACAACAAAAAACAUAUAUUAUGCUAUGAAAUAAAAUGA